AAGUAUAUAUGAGCGCCGUGUUUACUGUUAGACAGAGACAGCUCUUUGUUUUUGUCAGCGCUCCGCUCUCACCAUGUCCGCGCAGACCCGCAGUGUGUGCCGUAGUUAUCCCCAGUUAUUCUAAACAACUCCUCCAUAUUGUUGUGAACGCGUCAAUUCAGGCUGUAAAGGAAGCUUCAUCUGGAAACUUCUCCCUGAGGUUUUCUCUGAAAUAGAGAGCAAACGUUACGAAAAUGGUUCUGAUUCUGGGCAGACGCAUGAACAGAGAGGAUUCUGGGAUCAGAGAAUCUCCAGCAGUCAAACGCAAGGUGUUUGAAGUUGACCAGAAAAACCUUGCCUGUCAGGAUGUCUUCGACUUCUGCUCAGGUGCGUCACACUCUGACGGCAUCCUGCAAGUGUUUAAUGAGUUCCGUGACUGCCGCUUGUUCACUGAUGUGGUCAUAAGCGUGCAAGGUCGCGAGUUCCCGUGCCACCGUGCCGUGCUCUCGGCCUGCUCCUCUUACUUCAGAGCCAUGUUCUGCAACGAUCACAGAGAGAGCCGCGAGAUGCUGGUGGAGAUCAACGGCAUCCUUGCCGAGGCCAUGGACUCAUUCCUGACCUACGUUUACACCGGCCGAGCUAAGAUCACCACAGAGAACGUGCAGUUCCUCUUCGAGACCUCCAGUCUUUUUCAGAUUUAUACCCUGCGUGACGCCUGCGCCAAGUUCCUGGAGGAACAGCUGGACCCUUGCAACUGCCUGGGCAUCCAGCGCUUUGCCGAUGCGCAUUCCUUGAAGCAGCUAGCCGGUCGCUGCCGCAGCUACGCUCUCGCCAACUUCUCAGAGGUAGCGCAGCACGAGGAGUUCUUGGACCUGCGCAAGGAAGAGCUGGAAGAGUACACCGCCAGUGACGAGUUGUCCGUUGGGAAGGAGGAGGUGGUCUUUGAGGCGGUGAUGCGCUGGGUUUACCACAGCGUGGAGCAAAGACGGCCCCUGCUGAAAGUCCUGCUGCACCACGUGCGCCUGCCGCUUCUUCACCCCAACUACUUCGUCCAAACAGUCGAAGGAGACCAGCUCAUCCAGAACGCCCCAGAGUGCUACCAGCUCCUCCAUGAGGCGAGACGCUACCACGUCCUGGGAAAUGAGAUGAUGUCACCGAGAACCCGGCCUCGCAGGUCGACCGGCUUCUCUGAGGUGAUUGUGGUGGUGGGCGGUUGUGAGAGAGUCGGAGGAUUCAAUCUGCCCUACACCGAGUGCUACGAUCCGGUCACAGGAGAGUGGAAAUCUCUGGCCAAACUCCCCGAAUUCACCAAGUCUGAAUAUGCUGUCUGCGCCCUGCGCAAUGACAUCCUGGUGUCAGGCGGGCGCAUCAACAGUCGUGAUGUUUGGAUGUACAACUCGCAGCUCAAUCUGUGGAUCAGAGUGGCUUCUCUAAACAAAGGUCGCUGGAGGCACAAGAUGGGAGUUCUGCUGGGGAAGGUCUACACCGUCGGAGGCUACGACGGCCAGAGCCGCCUGAGCAGCGUGGAGUGCUACGACUCCUUCUCAAAUCGCUGGACCGAAGUUGCUCCAAUGAAAGAGGCAGUCAGCUCUCCAGCGGUGGCCAGCUGUGCCGGAAAGCUCUUUGUGAUCGGAGGAGGGCCGGACGACAACACCUGUUCAGACAAGGUUCAGUGUUAUGAUCCAGAGACCAACACCUGGCUGCUGCGAGCCAACAUCCCCAUUGCCAAGCGCUGCAUCACAGCCGUGUCCCUCAACAACCUGAUCUACGUGUGCGGCGGCCUCACCAAGUCCGUCUUCUGCUACGACCCAGCCGAAGAUUACUGGAUCCACGUGGUCCACACCUUCAACAAACAGGAGAGCUGCGGCAUGUCCGUGUGCAACGGCAAGAUCUUCAUCCUGGGCGGCAGAGGGGAGAACGGAGAGGCCACGGACUCUAUCUUGUGUUACGACCCGGCGACGGGGAUCAUCACGGGAGUGGCGGCGAUGCCAAGACCCAUCUCCUACCACGGCUGCGUCACCAUCCACCGCUUCAACGACAAGUACCACAGAUAGCUGUGGACAAACCAACACGCUCAUGAGGGCAAACACGGGGAAAAGUGACUCAUCUAAUCUCUUCAUCUCAGACACAGUGUGGGCUCUGUCGCCUGCGAUUUCUUUACCACGAGCUUAAUCUGUUGUAGAAUCCUAUAGCAGCAAGUUUACAGAGGGUUGAUCACAUGAACAAGUGUGAGGGCUGGAAAGAAAGCCAACUUUUGUUGCUUUGAACAUGAAGUUUUCAAUAGAUUGAAAACAUUACGGAUUGAAGAUCAUCACUCCUUCUUUGAAAAAUUUAAAUCCAAGCAGACAAUCGUUCAUUUCUCAAUCUGUUUCACUCUGUUUUGUUAAAUUCCUCCUUCUUCUUGCCGACUGAAAGCACCAGUCAGAACCAGAGGGAUUAUAACCCCUGUACCUUGGGGUUGUUGUGGCAACCUUCUAUUUUCAAGUGUACCCAAUGAAAGUGGCUACAAAUGAACGAAUAUAAAAAUGCAAAGAUGAUGAAUGAGUAGUCAGGAACCCGAGUGGUGAAGGAAAAUAUCAAUAGUUCCUCAACACGUGAGGCAACUUGUGGUCAAAAAUCUUUCAACACAACUGAGCGAACAAUCCUGUGCGGUUGAGAUGAAAAUGCAGAUAAAAUUCAUGCUGAUAAAAUUGGAGAGAAAAAAUGUUCGAAGGUAUCAACUGAUCAAGCUUCAGCUUUCACCAGGGUUUUCCACCACUGUUGAAACUCAAAACUGUUUUGCAAGCUUCACUCUCAAAUUUCCUUUUUCCUCAUCAUGAUCCGGCACUUCCAGUUAACUCUUGAACACUGAUGUCACAAUCAAGAACUAUUUUCCACCCAAAACGCUUCUUACUUGUGUCAACGUGAACAGACCUGAGCGAUGUUGCUGCUGGUGAGGCAGAUUCACUGAGCCAUAAACGUCUCGGUUUCAAGGAUGUCAUGUGACCACAAUUUAAACGUCAGUGUUCUUGGGUUAUUGAUCUGUUUUCCGUGCUCCAGCUGUGUCACCCCCUUUCAACCAACUUUUUUUUUUUAAAAACCUUUUUACACUUCUUAUUGACAUGUUUUAAGUUAUACAUUUUUUAAGUACUUUUAUAUCAACAUCAUUGAUUUUAGUAUUUGUGUUUUUCCAUCACUUCCAUGGUGUUGUGGGUUCGUGGGUGGUUGUGUAGCCUUCGUAGAUCAAACUCAAACGAUGUGUCGUUGUGUUUUCAAUAUGUGACUUAGUGGCUUUUAUGACGAAGACUGGACCGAGUGGAGCCGAAGAAGAUUUAUUGUUGAGUGGUACCUGGUGACAGGGCUAUUCACUAAUGCUGGCACCUCCCACCUGUGCACUUGCAUGUUAAAAUGUAACUCGGGGUAACCAAAGAAACCUCCAGGUGUGAGUGUGUGAUAGACUGUGUGUGUGUGUCUGUAAGUAGCACUGCGAUACCUCACACAGACAGGGACUGAUUGGAGUGAGUGGGCAGUAGAAGUCACCUUUUAGUGUUGAUAGACUCCAGACAUUGCUGUGAAUAUGUGUAUUUAAGUUGUGUGUUUUAUUUUCUAUACGUGAAAGCCCCAAUUGUGCACUUUGACAGAAUCCUGUUAAAAGUAAUUUUUCUUUUUUUUUUUUUACUGUAUCAGUAAAUGUUCUUUGCUUUCAUAAGACGUAUGGUAGAGUGGUUGUCGAGUGGCUUUCCAGCUCCUCCUGUUGGUUUCACAUCAUUAAUAGACACUUGAAGUCAAAAUGGAUUUUAUUGGCAAAAGUGAAAAAGUGUCCUUAAAAAGAUGAAUUUUUGUGUAGCAUUUUGCCCCAGAGUUUGUUGAUGCAGAUGCUUAGAGUGUGACUUAAGCUCAAAAGAAAACAUGGAGCAGUUUGCUGCUGAAUCCCAAACAAACAUCACCGACAAGAGGAGCGUGAAAGCAGUGGAGCGUGUCACUUUAAAGAGGGAGAUCGACGAGUGUGAGAGAACCAUGAGUGUGUGUGCGCGUCUGUGAUAUCAUCGAGUAUUUACUCCAAAUAUAGUGAUUUGAUUUCUUGAAUAAUAUCACUUUUCAUACCAUGUUUGCUGAACGGUGGUUUAUCGAUUUACUUGUUGGGUUUUUUAUUUGAUUGGGGAUGUAUUUCAGUUGAUGUUUGUUAAACACCAGUGAUGAUGGAUGUUGAAUGCAGAUGUUGCCCAACCAAGAGUCCCAAAGUGGAUGAGGAGAAACCGUGUGUUAGUGCCUUACAAAAUAUAACAUGCCUUGGUUAGAGAUUUAAGAACAUCAUUUUGUAGUCAAUUUUGACUUUAGGUAUGUUUGGUGUGAUGUUUUCACCUACUUCCUGUCAGUUUACUUUUCAUUUCUAUACUGCAGUGUGAUUGUAAUAUUGACAACAAUAAAGUUUUUCUU
Messenger RNA from Synchiropus splendidus (mandarinfish), 4395 nucleotides. RefSeq names its product kelch-like family member 24a (gene klhl24a). The record is from RefSeq and is a predicted model, not a curated record. Gene Ontology annotation, molecular function: protein binding. The coding region runs from base 234 to 2033 and encodes 599 amino acids. Lineage: Eukaryota; Metazoa; Chordata; Actinopteri; Syngnathiformes; Callionymidae. The transcript has 8 exons.